This is a messenger RNA of Camelus dromedarius (Arabian camel), 1976 nucleotides long. RefSeq names its product keratin, type II cuticular Hb1. The transcript has 9 exons. The record is from RefSeq and is a predicted model, not a curated record. Gene Ontology annotation, molecular function: structural constituent of skin epidermis. Bases 63 to 1586 code for a protein of 507 amino acids. NCBI's taxonomy places the organism in Eukaryota, Metazoa, Chordata, Mammalia, Artiodactyla, Camelidae. Gene Ontology annotation, cellular component: keratin filament. Gene Ontology annotation, biological process: intermediate filament organization; keratinization.
GAGUUUCCACAAGGCUCCAGUCCUCCACCCCUUGCCCUGCAGCCGAAACCCCCAGAAGCAUCAUGACCUGCGGAUCAGGAUUCACAGGCCGCACUUUCAGCUGCGUCUCCGCCUGCGGGCCCCGGCCCGGCCGCUGCUGCAUCACGGCCGCCCCCUACCGCGGCAUCUCCUGCUACCGCGGCCUCACCGGGGGCUUCGGCAGCCGCAGUAUCUGCGGAGGCUUCCGCGCCGGCUCCUGCAGCCGCAGCUUCGGAUACCGCUCUGGCGGCGUAUGUGGACCCAGCCCGCCCUGCAUCACCACCGUGUCGGUCAACGAGAGCCUCCUGGCGCCCCUCAACCUGGAGAUCGACCCCAAUGCUCAGUGUGUGAAGCAGGAGGAGAAGGAGCAGAUCAAGAGCCUCAACAGCAAGUUUGCUGCCUUCAUUGACAAGGUGCGCUUCCUGGAGCAGCAGAACAAGCUGCUGGAGACCAAGCUGCAGUUCUACCAGAACCGCGAGUGCUGCCAGAGCAACCUGGAGCCGCUGUUCGACGGCUACAUCCAGACGCUGCGGCGGGAGGCCGAGUGCGUGGAGGCCGACAGCGGGAGGCUGGCCUCGGAGCUCAACCACGUGCAGGAGGUGCUGGAGGGCUACAGGAAGAAGUACGAGGAGGAAGUUUCUCUGAGAGCAACAGCCGAGAAUGAGUUUGUGGCUCUGAAGAAGGAUGUGGACUGCGCCUACCUCCGCAAGUCAGACCUGGAGGCCAACUCAGAGGCCCUGAUCCAGGAGAUUGACUUCCUGCGGCGACUCUAUGAGGAGGAGAUCCGCGUUCUCCAAGCCAACAUCUCAGACACCUCGGUCAUCGUCAAGAUGGACAACAGCCGGGACCUGAACUUGGACUGCAUCGUCGCUGAGAUCAAGGAGCAGUACGAUGACAUCGUCAGACGCAGCCGGGCUGAGGCUGAGUCCUGGUACCGCAGCAAAUGUGAGGAGAUCAAGGCCACGGUGAUCCGGCAAGGGGAGACCCUGCGCCGCACCAAGGAGGAGAUCAACGAGCUGAACCGCAUGAUCCAGAGGCUGACGGCCGAGGUGGAGAACGCCAAGUGCCAGAUCUCCAAGCUGGAGGCAGCAGUGACCCAGUCUGAGCAGCAGGGCGAGGCUGCCAUUAAUGAUGCCCGCUGCAAGCUGGCUGAGCUGGAAGGCGCCCUGCAGAAGGCCAAGCAGGACAUGGCCUGCCUGGUCAGGGAGUACCAGGAGGUGAUGAACUCCAAGCUGGGCCUGGACAUCGAGAUCGCCACCUACAGGCGCCUGCUGGAGGGCGAGGAGCAGAGACUAUGUGAAGGUGUUGGGGCCGUGAAUGUCUGUGUCAGCAGCUCCCGGGGCGGAAUUGUCUGCGGGGACCUGGGCGUGUCUGGCUCCAGGCCCGUGACGGGCAGCGUCUGCAGCGCCCCCUGCACCGGGAACGUGGCGGUGAGCACCGGCCUGUGCGCGCCCUGCGGCCCCUGCAAUUCCAUCACUUCUUGUGGCCUGGGCACCGGCGGCGUGGGCUCCUGCGGCAUCAGCUCCUGUGGCGUGGGGUCCUGCGCCAGUAGCUGCCGCAAAUGUUAGGUGCCCCAACUCAGGCCUGCCCUGGCAUCUCUCCCUCCCAGCCUGGCAGGGCCUGCCCUGCGUGGCCCAGCCCCGCCCAGCCCUGGGCAGAGCAAAUCCUAGGCUACUUUUCUGGCACUUUGAAAGAUGCUUUUUUCACCCCUGGCCUAGUGUCUAUUUGUGAUCCCUUGUUCUGAGCUCUGCUGCCAGCGCUGGGAAAGGCUACCCUAGUCCCUGUAGUGCCCACAAGAAGGGCGCCUCUGGGGCAAGGGGUUUCAGGACCAGGACCCUACCCUGGACUGCCAUGGGGUCAAUGACCAGAGCUCCCACUCUACCCCAGCUUCUCCUCUUCCUCCUAUGCGGUGUUCAUCUCUUUCUUGAUCUGUGCUUCCAAUAAAUCAAUGUAGCCAA